Agrilus planipennis (emerald ash borer) is the source of this 3011-nucleotide messenger RNA. Its product is annotated as beta-1,4-mannosyltransferase egh. The transcript is spliced from 2 exons. The record is from RefSeq and is a predicted model, not a curated record. The coding region runs from base 263 to 1639 and encodes 458 amino acids. Gene Ontology annotation, cellular component: cytoplasm. Lineage: Eukaryota; Metazoa; Arthropoda; Insecta; Coleoptera; Buprestidae. Gene Ontology annotation, molecular function: beta-1,4-mannosyltransferase activity.
UGAAUUUUGAGAAUUCCAGUUGCUACGGUAAACCGGCGGGCUUGUUGUUAGCCCUGCCAUGGCUUUAUACAAACGGAAGAAACUGUGACUGAUUAUUAAUAAUUCGGAAGGUUGUCUGUGAUACUGAAUUAAAAAAUUAAUGGCUUACUUAAAUACCAGUGAUUAAAACGAUAUUAUAUUGAGUACAAAAUCAGGGUGGCUUUUUCUAAUCUUGUGUAGUACCGACCUUUUUAAAUAAAUUUUAUAAAAGCGCCGACUAACAAUGUUUACCAAUAAAUUCAAACAUUACUUGCACUGUUUAACGUUGUUUACUGUGAUAAUAAUAUUCGAAUGGUUUACUGGAGGUGUUAAAUUAUUUGAAAAUUCGGAUCUUGAAAUCAAUCCCUGGGUGCGUUACGGCUACAUGUGGACAUUUGUGUUGUAUUUUUUACGACUUAUUACAUUCCUUCCUUUGCCUCAAGUAUUAUUCAAUUUUUUUGGUUUAACAAUUUAUAAUGCAUUUCCAAGUAACGUGACAUUGAAAGGUUCGCCGCUGUUGGCACCCUUUAUCUGCAUUAGGGUGGUGACUAGGGGCGACUACCCCGAACUGGUACAAUCAAACGUUAAUAGAAAUGUAAACAAGUGCAUCGAUGCUGGUUUAGAGAACUUUUUCGUUGAAGUGGUCACGGAUAAGGCCAUUGAACUUCAAAAACACCGAAGGGUAAGAGAAAUCGUGGUACCCCCCUCGUAUCGUACUAAAACGCGCGCUAUGUUCAAAGCUAGAGCUUUACAAUAUUGUUUAGAAGAUAAUGUCAACAUCUUAUCAGACAACGAUUGGAUCGUUCAUUUAGAUGAAGAGACCCUUCUAACGGAAAAUUCGAUAAAGGGUAUCUUGAAUUUCGUCAUGGACGGAAAACAUCAAUUCGGUCAGGGGUUAAUUACUUAUGCUAACGAAGAAGUCGUUAAUUGGGUUACAACCCUAGCCGAUAGUUUUCGCGUCUCUGACGACAUGGGUAAAAUGCGUUUGCAAUUUAAAAUGUUUCAUAAGCCUUAUUUCAGCUGGAAAGGAUCGUACGUUGUUACUCAGGUUGGUGCUGAAAGGCAAGUAUCAUUCGACAAUGGUCCUGAUGGUUCUGUUGCGGAAGAUUGUUUUUUUGCAAUGAAAGCGUUUAGUGAAGGUUACACGUUCAAUUUCAUCGAGGGCGAAAUGUGGGAGAAGUCCCCCUUUACCCUGUGGGACUUCAUGCAACAACGAAAAAGGUGGGUGCAGGGCAUCUUGCUCGUGGUUCAUUCGAAAGCCAUUCCGUGGAAGAAGAAGAUCCUCCUGGCCAUAUCGUGUUAUUCCUGGGUCACACUUCCCUUAUCUACCUCCAACAUAAUCCUGGCGGCGGUCUGUCCUGUACCCUGUCCGCCCCUAAUGGACUUCAUAGUGGCCUUUAUAGGCGCAGUUAAUAUCUAUAUGUAUGUGUUUGGCGUAGUGAAAUCGCUCAGCAUACACCGUGUCGGACCUUGCAAACUUUUUCUGUGCAUUCUCGGUGCUCUUUUGACCAUGCCGUUCAACGUUGUAAUAGAGAACGUUGCCGUUAUAUGGGGUGUUAUCGCGAAAAAGCACAAGUUCUACGUGGUUAACAAGAACAUAAAACCACCCACUAUCGUCUGAUCGUUGGUAAUUACCUACCUAUCUAAUAGUGGAAUCGUUACGUGAGGUGUCAUAAUUAUUAUUAUUAUUGCGUGGCCAUUAGGAACGUUAUUGUUCUGCGACUUCCCGAUUUAUUACUACAUUUCAACACGAAAAUUAUCAUUUUCCGAAUUUAUAGGCUAUUGAAAAGGGGUUUUAUGUUUAAAUAUGUUAAUUUGGUACGUAAAAAUAAUAAAAACGCAAAGUACUACUAAAUAUGAUGGUACGUUCUUGAGAUCGAAUUGAAAAAGCCCAUUUUUUAGUUUUUUCACAACUCAAACAUUAUGUUCUACUGAUGCAAUGCAGAUGCGGAUGUGAACAAGUAUGCGGAAGCAGAAGUCUGCAUCAAAAAUACUUACUAUACUACGAUAUAAUUCGUCCAUAAAUUCUUUUUUCAUUUACUACAAAAAAUAUUCUUGUUCAAACUCUUCAAGUGCAUAAUUUUUGAGUUAUCUGGACAAAACUAAAAAUGGAUUUUUUCAAUUGGAUCUCAAGAGCGCACCCUGACAUUUAGCAGCACUGUGUGAUUUCAUCAUUUUUAGUUGUCGAACUAACAUAUUUAACGACGCACCAGUACUUGAUUUUUAACAUAUUUAAUAGCCUAUUAUUAAUAUAGACCUUAUGAAUUAUUGUCUGCUACAAUUUAUCCUCUGAAAUACAUGAAAUAGUAAAACCGUAGACAAAACGUUUUAAGUACACCACAGUACAGUUUCUUAUCUAUUUAAACUAAAAUUAUUUUAUUUUUCUGUUAAAUUGCCUAGAAGCUAGAAGCGUGCUCAUAUUUUUUGUUGAUUUGUUUGUAGAUUAAUUAUUAUCCCUAGGUUAAGCAUAAAAAUUGCACAAAUUACAUUUAGAUACUUCUACCGAUUGAAAAAAUUCGAAUUUUAUUUGACUGAUAAUUAAGCUUUAUUUAAUAACACAAAAUCUUCACGUUUUAUAUAAGUCCGAACAGUGUGUGAAACGUAGAUCUGAAUUACAUAAUAUUUAAUAUAAAUUAUGUAAAGUUUGAUACCUGUAAUACCUAAUACUGUUACUGAUAUUACAGUGAAGACCAAGAAAACCGCUUUGUCAUUAUUGUGACAAGAAUCUCACUUUAGAAUGCUCCUUGUACAUAUUAAGAUAAUAAUAUAUUCUCAAAUGUUCUAUUUAUUUUCAAGUUAAAUACUAUCUUAUGUUGGUCUUUGCUGUGUUGCAACAAGAUCUGAUAAUGCGUAUGUGAAAAAACACCAAGAUAUUUUUACUUUUGAUAUUGUUUUGUUGACUUGGAUAAUGCAUAUAUUUUGCUCAUUUUUUUUUGUCAAAGUGUUAAAAUCGUCAUGGUUUGCAAUAAUAUCUAAUUAAAUAAAUUCAUUGA